AUUGAAAUCGGCAUAAAAUGGGAGUCCCCGCGUUCUACCGAUGGUUAAGCGAGAAGUACCCACGGACCAUCGUCGAUGCCGUGGAGGAGAGCGUGAUGACAAUUGAAGGACGUAAGCGCUUCAACCUCAUUGACAUGGAAGCGGCGAACCCGAAUGGACAGGAAUUCGACAACUUGUUCAUUGACAUGAACGGCAUCAUCCAUCCAUGCGCGCACCCCGAAAAUGGCGAGCAACCUCGUACGGAAGAGGAAAUGUUCCUUCGACUCAUGGAGUACGUGGAUCGUCUGGUUGCGUGUGUACGUCCGCGCCGCUUGCUGUACAUGGCGAUCGAUGGGGUCGCGCCCCGCGCCAAGAUGAACCAACAGCGCUCCCGUCGUUUCCGGUCGGCGCAAGAAGCCAAGCAACAUGCCGAAGUCGACAAAGAAGUGCGGGAAUACAUGGAGCUCAUGGGUCAGAAGCCCCCCCAGAAGCAAACGCCUUGGGAUUCCAACGUGAUCACGCCCGGGACCAAGUUCAUGGCCAAGUUGUCCAAGUACAUGCGGUUUUACGUUCGCGACCGCAUGAACAAUUGCCCCGUGUGGAAGCAGUUCAAGGUGGUAUUCUCCGACGCGAGCGUGCCGGGGGAAGGCGAGCACAAGCUCAUGUCGUACAUCCGCACGCAGCGCAGCCAGCCCGGCUACGACCCAAACCAGCAUCAUGUGUUGCACGGACUCGACGCCGACCUGAUCAUGCUGGGGCUCGCGACCCAUGAAGCGCAGUUUUCGGUGCUGCGCGAAGAAGUCUUGUUCGGCAAGGCCAAAUGGGAAAAGGACCAAAAGAACAACCAGACCAAACUCGACGCGAACGGCGUGCCCGACGCCGUGGCGAAGCGAAAGCGCGGCGAGUUUGGCGAGCACGACUCGAGCACGGCGCCGUCGAACUUGAAACCGCUCCAGUUUCUCCACGUGAGCAUCCUACGCGAGUACUUGGCGAUUGAAUUCGAGCCCCUGCAAGCGAGGUUGCCGUUUCCGUACGACUUUGAGCGCAUCGUGGACGACUUUGUAUUUAUGUGUUUCUUUGUCGGCAACGACUUCUUGCCGCAUUUGCCAUGUAUGGACAUCCGCGACGGCGCCGUGGACUACCUCUUGCUCGUGUACGCCAAGUUGCUUCCUUCAUUGGGGGGGUACUUGACCAAACCUGGCGGCGACGUCGACUUGGACAAGGUGGACGUCAUCUUGGCCGAAGUCGGCGCCGUCGAAGAGAGCAUCUUCCAGCGCCGUGUGGCCAAAGAGCGCGAGAACACGAUGCGCGAUGCUAGGCGGCUCACCAGUGGCCAACGCGACCAAGUGAUGGCCACCGUAGCUAAAGAUGGCGCGGUGGCAGUGACAACCAAGAGGCUCAAGGGAGGCGAAGGUGCCGCAGUGGCCACCGCCGGGGACGACGACAACGACGACGACAGCACCAAGGUGCUAACGCCCGCCGAGCGCCAAGAAGCCAAGUACCAGAGUAUGCCCGUGGAACUGGCGUUGAAGUAUCGUAUUCAAGCUAAAGAAGAGGCCAAACUGGACAAACUCAAGGCGGAAAUCAAAGACCAUGUGCGGCUCGGUGAACCGGGCUGGAAAACGCGCUACUACGAAGACAAGCUCAAGGCCGACGACAUUGAAAUUGGUACCAUACUUGUUUCUACAGUGAUAAUCAUGUACAUAUGUGCAGGCGGCGGCCGGGAAAAAGUAUUUCAGUCGUACGUGGAGGGGCUGUGCUGGGUCAUGCGGUACUAUUACACGGGUGUGGCGUCGUGGCAGUGGUUCUACCCGUUCCAUUAUGCCCCGUUUGCAUCCGAUUUGAAAAAUAUUGAUCGGUUCAAGAUAUCGUUUGACGUUGGUCAGCCGUUUUGUCCAUUCGAGCAGCUCAUGGGUGUGUUCCCGGCCGACUCGCGCCAUGCUAUUCCAAAACCAUACCAGUGGCUGUUGACCGAUGCGGAAUCGCCCAUCAUUGACUUUUACCCCCAAGACAUUCCCAUGGACCCCAACGGCAAAGCCAUGCCCUGGUUGUGGGUGGUGCUACUUCCGUUCAUUGACGAAACGCGGCUCUUGGACGCCAUGCGGCCCAUCAACGACAAGCUCUCGGACGCCGAGAAGAAGCGGAACGAGCGCUUUGGAAAGGAAUUGCUCUUUUUCCACGCGUCGAUCGCGCCAGACCAUCCGCUGCCGUCGGCCGAAGGCCUGCAGUCGGUGGCUCUAACUCCGUCGACGUUUCAAAUGUUUGGGAACGUCCACUACGUUGAAUCGAGCGACUUUCCACUGCGAUGUACAGUGCCCAGUCCCCAAGCGUCCAAGCUGGAGCUGCAAGACGUCCCGAACAACCAAUGCCUGAGCUUUCACUUUGAAAUGCCCGCGGCAGGCCAGCAUCUGUCGGCGACGCUGGAAGGGGCGAUUGUGCCGCCGCCCGUGCUGGUGACUCCCGAAGACCGCACGAUCGCCGUGCCCAAGUUGGGUUUCAAGAGCAUUUCCAUCGUGGAUUUGGCCGGGGCGGCUGCCGGCGCGACCGCCGCGCGUCAACGUGGAGGCGGGUACCGGGGACCCUGGCAAGGAGGCGGCAACAACAACACCUAUCGCCCCCAAAACAACUACCAACAAGGCGGGUCGUACAGCCACCAGCAAAACAGCUUCAACAACUACCCACAAGGAGGACGCGGUGGCGGGCGAGGGCCCCCUAGUUAUCAUCACAACGCACCGCCGCAAGCCCCUCCUCCAUUUGGACGUCGUGUGAACGCGCCUCAAGGCGGGGGGUACUACCAAGGGCGGGGCGGCGGCCGAAGUCCACCUCGACGAGACUUUGGAGGAAGAGGUGGAGGCGGCGGCUACCAACCCGACUACAACCAGCGCCCCCCGCCCCGCGGGUACCCUCCGUACCAGCAACAGCGCGCCGACUUGGCGCCUGGCGUCCCGCGCGGCUUUGGCCCCCCUCCCGGGGCCGGCCUGCUCCCCCCCCCGCCCCCCGCCGGGCUCGCCCCCGGAGUGCCGCGGGGAUUCGGCCCGCCGCGGCCAAAUUUGGAUGCACUUCGUCAAGGGCUGCGCAACAUGCACGCGCAGCGCGAGACCAAACCGCACCAAGCGCAGCCGUCUCGACGAUACGAUCGUUAAUAGAGUUGUAUAUUUCUCUCCCACA
Messenger RNA from Aphanomyces astaci, 3147 nucleotides. RefSeq lists its product as hypothetical. NCBI's taxonomy places the organism in Eukaryota, Oomycota, Saprolegniomycetes, Saprolegniales, Verrucalvaceae. The transcript is spliced from 7 exons. Gene Ontology annotation, molecular function: 5'-3' RNA exonuclease activity; RNA binding. Gene Ontology annotation, biological process: nuclear-transcribed mRNA catabolic process. Bases 18 to 3122 code for a protein of 1034 amino acids. Gene Ontology annotation, cellular component: nucleus. The record is from RefSeq and is a predicted model, not a curated record.